UUGAAGAAGAAUAAUACAAAUUUUAAAACAAAUUUUAAAAUAGAAAGAGAGAAGAAAAUGUUAUUACCAGUAGUAUCAAUUUCCGUUGGGGAAAAUAAAAACAAUAGGCCUCUUACAGGAGAGAUCUUUGCAAAUGCUUUUGGAAAUCACCGUUAUGAAUCACCUGCGUCGUGCUAGCCUGAAAUGUUCUAAGCUAGAUCAGAUAUGAAUGAAAUCGAGAUUUUGUUUUAAUGAACCUUCACUUACUUGAAAGGACAUUAUCUUCCAGCGUUUUGGUUCUUUGGUUGAAAUUUUUAUAAUGUCGACGAAGCCGACACCGUUACAGUUACCUGAGUUGGAAACCAUGUCAUUAGAAGAAACAUUUCAUCCCAGCAAAGCUAGUGACAGCACUGAGACUACUUCCAGUAGUACUACACCCCUGAAGCCACACACUGGUGGUGAUGUUCGAUGGGAUGCGGUUAAUUCAGCUACUGGCAGAGGUGGACCUCCUCUUGGUCUAAGCAAUUUUCGGUUAUUGAAACGUCUUGGAUAUGGGGAUAUUGGAAGUGUGUACCUUGUGGAACUCAGGGGAACAAAUACCUUCUUUGCAAUGAAACUGAUGGAUAAAGGAUCUCUUGCAAGUAGAAAUAAAUUACUCAGAGCACAAACAGAGAGGGAGAUUCUUAGUCUACUUGACCACCCAUUCUUGCCCACCUUAUAUUCUCACUUUGAGACUGACAAGUUCUAUUGCUUAGUCAUGGAGUUCUGCAGUGGAGGUAACCUGCAUACUCUCCGCCAAAAACAGCCCAAUAAGCAUUUUACUGAGGAGGCGUCUAGAUUUUAUGCAUCAGAGGUGUUGUUGGCACUUGAGUAUCUGCAUAUGCUAGGAAUUGUUUACAGGGAUCUUAAGCCAGAAAAUGUACUAGUGAGAGAUGAGGGUCAUAUAAUGUUGUCUGAUUUCGACCUAUCCCUCCGUUGCUCUGUCAAUCCAACACUUGUCAAGUCUUCAUCUGUACAUGGAGGAGGAGGAGGAAAUCCCAGCAGUGGAUCCGGCAUUUUAGACAAUGACAAUGCAGUCCAAGGUUGUAUUCAGCCCUCAACUUUUUUCCCUCGUAACAUUCUCCCUACCAAAAAGAAUCGCAAGUCUAAAUCAGAUUUCGGGCUAUUUGUGGGAGGAUCACUCCCUGAGCUUAUGGCAGAGCCAACUAAUGUGCGUUCCAUGUCCUUUGUUGGUACCCAUGAGUACUUGGCCCCUGAGAUAAUUCGCGGAGAAGGGCAUGGUAGUGCAGUUGAUUGGUGGACUUUUGGCAUAUUCUUAUAUGAACUUCUGCAUGGGACAACACCUUUUAAAGGUGCUGGCAAUCGUGCCACACUCUUCAAUGUUGUAGGACAGCCUUUGAGAUUCCCAGAAACUCCGCAAGUGAGUACUAUUGCACGUGAUCUUAUACGAGGGCUCCUCGUGAAGGAGCCACACAAGAGAAUUGCAUAUAAGAGGGGUGCUACUGAGAUAAAACAGCACCCGUUCUUCGAGGGUGUUAACUGGGCUUUGGUGAGAAGUGCUGUUCCUCCAUCUAUACCGGAACCUGUGGACUUUGCUCAGUACGCCAGUAAAGAAGCUUCAGCUCAUUGUUCAGAUAAGAAGAUGCCAGAUACUGAAAGUCGUGAUAAAAGCAAAAACACUUCUACUGAUUCUUCAUAUAUCGACUUUGAGUACUUCUAGGAUUGGAUUUAAGUUAGUACGAAACGUUUGAAGUGUAAAUCAAAUGGCCUAAUGUGGGGUAAGAAGGUUUAUGUUGGUAAGAUUAACGUCUGACCAACUUUGUAUCAUCUUGAAGUAUGUUCAUGCAGUGUGUUUAUUGUGUAGAACUGCAUAACGUGUAACUUCAGAGUGCUCCGAGAAGAAAGCAACUUGCUGCACUUUCAGACGAAGAAUUUUAAUUUCCUGAUUGAAGUUUUAGUGGUAACUGCUGAUGAUGAAUUGUGAAUAUAAUUCUGUGAUACUCCAUUCUUUCCAUUUCAUGUGAGAGUGUAUUGCUUGACACG
Messenger RNA from Solanum dulcamara, 2022 nucleotides. RefSeq names its product serine/threonine-protein kinase AGC1-7-like. The record is from RefSeq and is a predicted model, not a curated record. Gene Ontology annotation, biological process: protein phosphorylation. Lineage: Eukaryota; Viridiplantae; Streptophyta; Magnoliopsida; Solanales; Solanaceae. Gene Ontology annotation, cellular component: cytoplasm; plasma membrane; nucleus. Gene Ontology annotation, molecular function: protein serine/threonine kinase activity; ATP binding. The coding region runs from base 299 to 1699 and encodes 466 amino acids. The transcript is spliced from 4 exons.